UUCUGAUGUGGUGAACUUGACAGUCGUGUAUAGUUGUUUACUAACGUUAAACCGUCCCAGUAACUUAGUUGUCAACCUUUGUUAAAGCUCGUCUGUCGCGGGUUAUUGAACGCCAGGGUGUUUUCUCUCUGAAUAACGGGGCAGCGAUGAGAAGCGGUGGACCGGUCGGCCGGUCAGGUUUGCUUUAGACCGGUUUAGAAACUGGUUCACUGGAAACUCUCCAUUUUCGAGGCUGCCUACCACCGACACGUAACUCAGGUCCCAAAACAAAGAAUAUAGCUGUUAUGACAAUGGUUUCCUUCGCUUUAGUUGUUUUGUACCACUGUUGCUAUUCACAGGACGUUUUUUUUAGCUAGCAAACUUGCCGAUGGUUAGCUGGGUUAGCUAACGUUAGCUAUUUAACAGCACUUUGGCCAGCGACCAUUGGAGUUGUUUUUGUCGCCAAUCUGUGUCCGUGCCUUUGUCGACCAUGGAGACCACUCAGGUGACUUUGGCUGUGAGAGGAGAAACAUCCCCAGGGGAGGUGAUUGCAGUUGUUGGUAGCUGUGAAGCCCUGGGGAGCUGGAGCCAUCAAAAAGCUGUGACCUUACAUUCUGAUGGUAAUGAUGGAAAUACGUGGACUACAACAAUCACUGUACCUAAAGGAGUGGUUUCCAAGUACCGCUAUUUCAAAGGCUUGUUCCUGGAGUCAAAGCUCAUCAACAGGAAGGGCAGAAACAGAUUUCAACCCAUGGUGGCUGACUGCCCUAAUUGGGAAUUGAGUGCAGGUGGUCCCAGUCAAGUGAUAGUCAAUAAGUGGGAGACCCAUCAACAGCCCCGCACGAUGAGCCCCACAGCGGCACACCAGACAAUUGAUGAUGGACAAUUUGGAAUUCAGAAUGGGCUGAAUUGUGUUGACUCUGGGUGGCUGACGUGUCAGACAGAGAUUCGCCUGCGUCUGCACUAUUCUAAGGUGCCCCCAGUGUCUAUCACUAAGAAGAAAUUCAAGAAUUCUCGCUUCAGAAUCAAGCUGGCAUUAGAGGGCAUCGAGGAGGAGGAGGAUGACGAGGAGGAAGGUGAGCCCAGUCCUUCAUCAUGCCACAAGAUGACCCCCACUCUGGAGAUCAGUGUGAUCAGUGCCAAUGGUUAUAAGUCGCGUCACUCGCAGCCUGAAUGUGGGUAUGGACUGGACCCCUCCCAGUGGACUGAAUACAGUAUCCAUACCAUGGACCCAGACAACCUGGAGCUCACCUUUGAGUUCUUUGAGGAGGACCUGAGUGAACAUGUAGUCCAAGGGGAUGCCCAUCCAGGACACGCGGGCACAGCUUGCCUCCUCUCCUCUUCUUUUUUGGAGAUUGGUAAGGACAACGGAGUAGCCACACUUCCCAUUAUGGGUCGAAAUUCCAGACAGACCAUUGGAAAAGUCAGAGUGGAUUACCUGGUGAUCCGGCCCAUCCAAGGGCUACAGUGUGACAUGAGCUCCUCGUUCACCAAGUACUGGAAGAAAAGAGGCGCUCUGAAUGUGGGUCACAGAGGAGCUGGCAGCACCCACGCAGCCAAGCACCAAAGAAUCAGGGAGAAUACAAUAGCCUCAUUUAAAAGUGCUGCCAACCAUGGGGCAGCCUACGUAGAGUUUGAUGUCCACCUCUCCAAAGAUGAUGUUCCUAUUGUAUACCAUGAUCUGACAUGCUGCAUAUCCACCAGGAAGAAAAAUGACAAGACUUCUCUCGAGUUUAUUGAGGUGCCAGUCAAAGACUUGACAUUUGAUCAGCUGCAGCUUCUGAAGCUGGCCCAUGCCACUGCGAUAAAAGGAAACAAUGACAAAGAUUUGCUGGACGAUGAAGAUGAAAUCGAUGAGCAUCAGCCAUUCCCGUCUCUCUCACAGAUUUUCCAAGCUAUUCCUGAGCAUGUAGGCUUCAACAUUGAGCUCAAAUGGAUCUGCCAGAUGAGGGACGGUUCAUGGGACGGCAACCUAUCGUCCUACUUCAACAUGAAUAAGUUCCUCGACAUCGUCCUGUCCUGUGUUCUGCAGAAAGGUGGAAAAAGACGCAUUGUCUUCUCCUGCUUCGACCCAGAUAUCUGCACAAUGGUGCGUCAGAAGCAGAACAGGUACCCCAUCCUCUUUCUGACUCAGGGAAUUUCAGACAGGUAUCCUGAGCUGAUGGACAUCCGCUGCCAGAGUACUCAGAUCGCCAUAAGUUUUGCCCAGAGCGAGAAUAUUCUGGGGAUCAGUGGCCACACAGAGGAGCUGCUAAAGAACCUUAGCUACAUUGCGGAUGCCCAGUCUAAAGGCCUGGUGGUGUUCAGCUGGGGAGAAGACAACAACGACCACGAGAACAGAAGGAAGCUGAGAGAGCAGGGAAUUGAUGGGCUCAUCUACGAUAGUAUCUGUGAGGAACAAGGAGAGCAGCCAAACAUCUUCAAAGUAGAGGAGCAACACACCCUGCAGGAGGUUAUUACAGAGGAGACCCUAAUGAGCUCCACCUGUUCCUGCUACUCGAUCCCCUGCUCCAUGGCUCCCUGCAUUGCCUCCAACUCCCAUGCUGGCAGCACUGAGUCCGAUUCUGGCCUCAGCUCCUCAUAAAUAUCCCUAAACUUCUACCUUUCAGUGGACCUCACAGUACAUUCAUACUCAUGCUGGGAAUGGAUUAUUGAGCAAAAACGUGUUGAAAAGUGACAACUUAGGUUUGUGUGUAUAUAUUCUAAAAUUUGUUUAAGGUUGUUAGAAGAUUUUAUCAUUUCUUUCUUCAUACAUGAUCACAAGAGUAAAACCACUUAAACCAUCUCCACCCUACUCCACUGCUGCAGUUACAGAUUGUGUUCAUGGUCUUGUAUCUUCACAAAAGUUUUGUUAUUUAUGCUUUGUAUUAAAAUAAAUGGAAGUUUUGCCAAGAUUUUAAGCCAGUCAUGCAUGUAUUUGUUGUACUAUUUAGUAAUCAUAACAGGCUGUACCGAGGUGGCAUAAUAGUGGAACAAUGUCAAACUGGGAAUUUAUGCUUGACAGCGGAUAUUUAUUUAGCCAAUAUGUUGCAUCUCUUCAUAGUCUAAGUGCUAAAAUAUAAUGCGUAUGAUAUUUUAAGAGGGUAAACAUUUGACUAAACUUCAAAUUGUAUGUUAUAAAGUGUAUGAUGCAGGAUUAUACUGGUUUUUUUUCUCUUUCUGCUGUUACCUCUUUCCUGAUCAUGUAUUCAUUACCUUAAGUAUUAUUUUCAUUGUCUUAACUAGCAAUGAGUAAUACCUACUUAUUGCUAUUUCAGGUAUUGUUAGACAUAGUACACAUUACACAAGCUGUGCAUCGGUGCAGGUCAUCAUUAAUGAAUGAUCUGUUUUGGUGGAUAGAGUACAUGCCUGUCUGUUGAAAACGCUUGCUCCUCUCCACAGUUUCAAACUCCUGCUUAUUUACUCGUAAUGAUUAAGACAUUUUGUUGUAAAUGACAUACUGCAUACUGGAAGUACUGUAUCAUUUAUCCCUUUAUCUACUUGAUUUGAGGAAGAGCAGAAGAAUGUUUUAUUUGCAAAAGUGCACAUACAUAUCACAGCCUUAAGGGGGGAAAAUGAUGUCUGUUUCUGUUUUCUUGCCUUUGUUUCAAACUCCAAUACCUCACUCUUCAUCUAAACAACUAAACUCAAUUUUAUUCGGUCUAGAGUAAACAAAUGUUUCUGAUAAAUCCACUUUAACAACAACCAUGUUUUUUGUUAUUGCAUGGCAGAUAAUUUUUUGGCACAAAUUACGGUUGAAAUAGUAAUUUGAACCUUGAAGUGGUGCUUCAGCAUAAUACAUUGGUAAUGCUGUGUUUUAAAAACAGCAAAACCAUUUCAUUUUAGUAUACUGUAUGUUUAUCUGUCUCAUUGGACAAUCUCUUAACUUAAAACUCUAAUGACAGAGCCAUGCAUGAUCUGUAUACCUGUCUGAAUGAAUAUCCUCAGAGAAUGAACAAGUCUAGUGUGUGAUAUAAACUGCCUCUUCAGGACAGACGAGUGUAAAUGGUUAUGUAAAUAAAUUCAAAACUUAUAUAUAUGA
Dicentrarchus labrax (European seabass) is the source of this 4000-nucleotide messenger RNA. RefSeq names its product glycerophosphocholine phosphodiesterase 1 (gene gpcpd1). The coding region runs from base 470 to 2563 and encodes 697 amino acids. The transcript has 22 exons. Gene Ontology annotation, biological process: glycerophospholipid catabolic process. Gene Ontology annotation, molecular function: starch binding; glycerophosphocholine phosphodiesterase activity. The record is from RefSeq and is a predicted model, not a curated record. NCBI's taxonomy places the organism in Eukaryota, Metazoa, Chordata, Actinopteri, Moronidae.